AGUCCAUAAAUCUUCAGAUUCUGUUUACAUUUUCCAAUUGUCUUCUUCUGUCAAUUUCUUUUGUAUAACAUUUCAAUUAAAGUAGAUCUAAGAAUGGAAAAUCAAGAGUCUUCACCAACAGUCUUACCACAAAAAUUUGGCGCUGGUCCUUACGGUUUAGGUGAUCCCGACGACAAAUCAUUACGUAGAGUUGAAAAAGAGGUAAUGGUCCCGAAAGUUAUGCGCGAUAAAGCUAAAGUCGAGAAAUGUCUUGAGGAGGUUCAAGCAUUUGAAUCCUGUUGUAAACAAAAUUCAUUGUUAAUGGUCGUCACUUGCCGAAAACAAAACAAUUUAAUGAAAGAAUGUUUGGCGAAAUGGUAUCAAGAUGAAGUAUUCAAGAAAGAAUGUACAGAAGUUUAUUUAAAAGAGAGAUCUGAGUUUAGAAGAACUGGAUUAGAAAAGAAACAUCGUGAAUAUAUUGCAAAGCAACACGAAGCUGGAAUUGCAUAAGAUAGCCAACAAUAUUCAAUAAAAUAUAAAAUUAGGUAUUUAGUUAAAA
Molecule: messenger RNA, 538 nt
Organism: Clunio marinus
Lineage: Eukaryota; Metazoa; Arthropoda; Insecta; Diptera; Chironomidae
Source: the annotation of a GenBank genome assembly